This is a messenger RNA of Talaromyces rugulosus, 1281 nucleotides long. RefSeq lists its product as uncharacterized. The coding region runs from base 1 to 1281 and encodes 426 amino acids. The record is from RefSeq and is a predicted model, not a curated record. Lineage: Eukaryota; Fungi; Ascomycota; Eurotiomycetes; Eurotiales; Trichocomaceae. The transcript has 2 exons.
AUGACAAUUAUCCAGUUUGAUGGUCGACGACGACGGAGGAUUUCGCCUGUAGCUGUCAAUUCUAUCUUCGACACACACAUUCCGCUCCUUUCGGAUGAUAUAUUUGUCGAAUACACCAAGGCGCGGCUGCUGCAGGGCCCGCAAGUUAUUGACAUUAUUCUACCAUCAGGAAUGGACCGGAGCUUGUUCAACAAGGCAUUCAAGGCGCUAGCAACUACCUUCUUUGGCGUAGAACACAAGGAGAAAAACGUUCUUAGCCAGGGCCUGCUACAAUAUGGAGAUGCAUUAAGCAAUGUUCACCAAGCUCUUGGCGACCCAUCACGCCAUCAGUCUUAUGAUCUUUUCGAAUCAAUUUCAGUAAUGGCACUUUUCGAAUUUCUUAUAUCCGACAAUGAGCAUGGUUGGCUCAGUCAUGCUGAAGGCAUGCAAAAGCUCAUGUCUCUUCGAGGCCCAGACUCAUUCAAAACUUACCCAGACUAUAUUAUCCUUCAGGAUUAUCGACCAUCGAUAAUUCUCUCGUGUGUUUUGUUGCGAAAACACACGAUUCUAUCUAAGCCUGAAUGGAAGUCAAUUCCAUGGUCUCUUUACCCACACCAAAAAACGAAAAUGCAAUUUUUGAUUGACAUACUGGCCGACUGCCCAGGUUUGUUUAUUCACAAAGAGGGAAUAGAAUCCAGUCCAUCAUCUUGUGAACGGUCUAUUGAAUAUUCCAAGCUACGCAACAAUAUUUCUAAUGUCUUGGAUCAACUCCAACAAUGGGAACAAGACUGGACAACAAAUAACGGCGGAUGCUCUUGGGAAGUCCCCGCUCCAGUUACGACACCCAUAAUAGUCAACCACUGGGGCAGACCUGUGCCUGCAUGGGAGACAGUAAUAGAAUACGAGUCGCUUUAUCACGCUAACACUACUGUUGUGUUUAAUGCUACUAUGAUCAUGGUGCAGUUACUCGCAGAUCAACUCACGUUCUCCGGUGAGCUACCACGGGAUUCACGAAAUCAAGGCAGUUUUCCGGAUCGAAAAUUUGCCGCAGGUCUUACGAUAUGCCGCAGCGUUGAAUACCAUUUACAAAGCAUGCGUAAGGGAGCAGGUAGCUUCUUCCUGCUAUUCCCUUUGCGCAUGGCGUACGAUGCAAUCGGUCGAAGUAACACCGUGAUUGGUGUAUGGUUACAGAAUGUUCUGCAACAAAUCCACAAUGGACAAAGUGGAAGAUGGGCGACUGCAAAAUAUCUAUUGGAUAUUAAGCCACAGCAAAGCAGAGGGAACUCGCCGAGUAUCAUUUAG